This is a messenger RNA of Anastrepha obliqua, 778 nucleotides long. It is a transcript of the gene Trs31, whose product is annotated as trafficking protein particle complex subunit 5. Gene Ontology annotation, biological process: endoplasmic reticulum to Golgi vesicle-mediated transport. Lineage: Eukaryota; Metazoa; Arthropoda; Insecta; Diptera; Tephritidae. The record is from RefSeq and is a predicted model, not a curated record. Gene Ontology annotation, cellular component: TRAPPIII protein complex; TRAPPI protein complex; TRAPPII protein complex. The transcript is spliced from 3 exons. The coding region runs from base 88 to 672 and encodes 194 amino acids.
ACAAAACACAACUAAGUUUAUGUUGUCACUCUACGCAGAAAGUGUUUUUAAUAAUUCUUCAAUAAUUUGCAAGUAUAUCCUGAAGUCAUGGAAAAAUUGGAAGCUUUGAAAAUGUCAUCAAUGCGGCCACGUACAAACAUUCUUGAUCGACCACUGUCCAAGGGCAAAACAGAGGUAUCCCAAAGCAUCGUAGCAUUGCUAUUUAGUGAAAUUGUGCAGUACUGCCAAAGCCAAGUGAGCACUGUGCAAGAACUACAAAACAGGUUGCAUGAGCUUGGUCAAGACGUGGGUACACGCGUUAUUGAUUUAUAUUUUGUGCGUGAACGCAAUGCUAAACGUGAAACAAAGUUGACACAAAUGCUAUUGUUUGUGAAAACAACUGUUUGGAAGAAUUUAUUUGGCAAAGAAGCUGAGAAGCUAGAGCAUGCAAAUGAUGAUGAACGCACAUAUUAUAUUAUUGAAAAGGAGCCGCUGGUGAAUACAUUCAUAAGUGUGCCUAAAGAUAAGAGUACAUUGAACUGUGCAAAUUUCACAGCUGGCAUUGUGGAGGCGGUGUUAACGCAUUGUGGAUUUCCUUGCAAGGUGUCGGCGCAUUGGCAUAAGGGCACAACGUACAUGGUCAAGUUCGAAGAUUACGUUAUUGCACGUGACAAGCAAUUGGAAGAGAAGUAAAUGUCUUCGCAGUUUUAUUUUUAAAUUGAUCAUAAUCUUGUGUUCGAAUUUCCAUAUAAUUAUACUAAGUAUAUUCAUUAAUAAAAGCAUAUGCACACAUUUCCAA